CUCACGCAAAGCUAAAACUGCUUGGAGAAUUUUGUAACGCUUGCAUUUUGUUUUGUAUCGAGCGUUUUGUAUUUUGUACAAGAAAAAAAAAAAAUUCUGGUAAACAGAGAUCACUUGCUUACAAAACAGCCUCGAUUGGAAAUAAGGAAUUGAAUAAUAUAUAAUUAAGCUUUUUCAUAGUGGCAACAGCAUACUGCAAAGUUUGUUUAGAAUAUUCAGCUUAUGGAUAUUUAGCAUGAUAGGUGUAGAAGAAUCCGUGCUUUCUUAAAAAUUUCACGGACUUUUAUUAUAUUGGCUUUUAUCUAAUUAUUGUAACUGCUUAAUAUGCCCCAUAUGUGUCCGAGAUCGUGCAGCAGCUUAGCAACAGCUGCUGUCUUCGUCUCAGUUGGAGUCGUCCAAAUUUUUGCCGGUUUUAUUUUCUUGCAGUCUAAGUACGUUUACCUUCUAGCUGCUCCAGACAUUUGGACUGCCUUUUCUAAUUUCUCCGUCGGGGCUGCGCUUGGCAUAUCUUCACGGAUAUGGAAGAAUCUCAGAAAAGCUUCUGCAAAGCACAUGUUAAAAAGAAAUCUUCAGGCUGCCUUGAUGGUUUCAGCCAUUAUUAUAAAUACAACGACGAUCACUCUUCUGAUUCUGGGAGAGAACAAUGCUUUGCUGGCGAUUUAUCUUGAAACCAAUGGGAGAUACCAUUCUGUGACUCUAGCAAGCGAACUUCUAGCAUAUG
This is a messenger RNA of Stegodyphus dumicola, 721 nucleotides long. RefSeq lists its product as uncharacterized. The record is from RefSeq and is a predicted model, not a curated record. NCBI's taxonomy places the organism in Eukaryota, Metazoa, Arthropoda, Arachnida, Araneae, Eresidae.